AAAAUAAUCUUUUUACAUGGAAACUAGAAGUAGUAGUGCUAUCAAGAACUUGGAGUUCCAGCCUAUGGAAUUUAGUGAUGAUGAGAAUUGAUCAUUGAAUGAGCUUGAUGUUCAACCAGAGGUGAUAGAUCAAGCCCUAAGAGACCCUAACUGAAUAAUCUCCCAAGCUGAUAGGGAGAUGCCGAUAAGACUCCAUUCUGACCAGGAGGUCCCAGAGUAUCCUCCAAUCCCACCAAUCCUACUCGGUUUGCCUCUUGAUGAUGCUCCUAUUGAAGAAGAAAGCGAGCCUGAAGAAAGCGUUAGUGAAGAUGACAAUGAAAGCAGUAAGAAAAAAUCUAAGAAGUCCAAGAAAAGAGCUAAAAAGAAGGCCAAGAAGAAGGCAAAGAAGGAACGCAAAAGAAAGAGGAAAGAAAAAGAGAGAAAGAAGAAGCUAGAAGAGGCCAAAAUGAUGGACUCUGCUGCAGUCAAACAGGAAAGAGAGGACUAUGAAAGGACUAGAAAUUUGUUCAUCAAAACUUUUAUCAAGCACAAACUGAACAAAGCUGCUCAAGGAGCGAUUAGUAAGGAAGCAGUGAAGGAAUGCCUUACUAAAUCUUCCAUCAAAUCUCUCAGAAAUGAAAUCAUGUGUGCAGUUUGCCAGGAUAUUAUCAAUGAUCCAGUAAUGUUAAUGACUUGUGCUCAUAGAUUCUGCAAGGAAUGAAUCGAAACCCACAUCAGAGUUAGCAAAAAGUCAUGCCCCAUAUGCAUCACUCCCAUAGAGACUCGACGGAUCAUGCGUGACGACAAAAAGAUCAACGGAUUAUGUAAGUAAAUUAUAGUGAAACUGCUCAAAGCAGACUUUGCAUUUAUCAAUGAAGAAGACGAACAGGAGAAAGAAACCUAUAGUAAAGCCAUCAUCAAAGAGCAAUCAUUGAUCAAUGAAAUCAAGAAGAGGCAGAUCAACGACCAGAAGAACAUGCAUAAGAAGAAGACUAAUCGCGGCAAGAAGAAGAAAACUAGAGCAGGGGAGAAAACUGCAGAAGAGAAGGAAGCAGAAAAAGUAGUCUCUGAGGAGAACUACAACAGGCGCCCUGAUAAUGACAUCACUAUUUUACAAGAUGACUACCAGUUAAAGAAGUAUAAACUGGUUCCUAGAAUGAGAAUCGUAGUUAACGGACUAUGUCCAAUCCUGUACCUCGGAAAGUAUGUAGCUUAUAAGAACAAAUUCGAUAUAAUCAUUUGGCCCAACAUCCAAUUCUUUAUGGCUUGUGGAGACAAGCUCAGAAAGGUUAAGCACAUCGACAGAAUCGAUCAAGUGAAGGAAAAGUUUGGGAUAAAGGGAAACAAGCUCACAAUUUACUACAGAAAAAUAGUGACAAAGUCAUAUCCAAAGUAUAUGAAUAUGAUCCAAAACACUACUCAAAAUAUGCGUCCUUACAAUGGCGUGAAUAAGCCUCCUGUUGCUAAUCCUGAUAUCAAUAUCGGCAACAAAGACCUCUUCUCAACCGAGGCUCCUACUGCCCAACUUGUCAAAAAGGAGGAUUUAGCCCCUAAGCAAGACGAUCCAAUCGAAGCAAUGACCAACCAAGAGAGGAUCAACCAGCUCAACAACGUAGGAAGUUCAAGCAAGCUUGAAAACUGUCUUGGCGAUUUAUUCAAAUAA
Molecule: messenger RNA, 1642 nt
Organism: Moneuplotes crassus
Lineage: Eukaryota; Ciliophora; Spirotrichea; Euplotida; Euplotidae
Source: the annotation of a GenBank genome assembly